Molecule: messenger RNA, 2466 nt
Organism: Penicillium waksmanii
Lineage: Eukaryota; Fungi; Ascomycota; Eurotiomycetes; Eurotiales; Aspergillaceae
Product: ubiquitin carboxyl-terminal hydrolase
Exons: 4
Coding region: 1-2466 (821 amino acids)
Cellular component (GO): cytosol; nucleus
Molecular function (GO): cysteine-type endopeptidase activity; cysteine-type deubiquitinase activity
Source: RefSeq, a predicted model, not a curated record
AUGACUGAUACAUUUAUCGGGGGUCGCGCGGCCUCUUCUCCGCUAUUCUCAGCUCCUCGCCCCGACCCUAUGGGAUCACGAGAACCUUUACUGAAUACUCCCGAAAAGGUUGCGGCGUCAGAUAAAGAGCUUGCCAGGCUUCUUACUGAGGAGAGAAAAGUUGCUGGUCGCACACGAAAGCACAACAGGCGCCAGACAGCCAUUGCAAGACGAAGCCCCUUUGUCUCGCUGUGGGAUAGCUGGGCAGCCGAACAGACACAAGUCGGUAUCACGAACCCUGGAGACUUGUGCUAUCGAAAUGUGAUUUUUCAACUAUUCGCGCACUCUCCGGCCAUAAUUCAUUGGGCGUGGUGGUACAGUAAGCAUCACGUCCCAGAGGGGUAUAAAUGCGAGAUGGGAGAUGAAGGAGCUGUGUGUAGACCCUGCCACCUCCAUUCCUUCUUGAGUAGCUAUUGGGAUUCUCGGGAAGAGGAUCUUGAGGACAAGGUUCAGGACCUGUGGGAUGCGAUUUUCGAUAACUGGAAGGACGGAGAUGGGGAGAAGAAGAGCGGCCAGCAAGAUCCCGCGGAAUUCUUUAUGGAAAUGUACUACCAGAUCUUGGAGGAUGUUCAACCUGCACUUCAAAAUGAUUAUAUGGAAAUCUGUGACACUGAACUCGUCACUGGUCAACAGUGUAGAGGAGAGAAAUGCUGUGCGGACACUACAUACCAAAAGGAGUCCGGAUGGCCUGUAUUGUCUCUUCAGUUUGACUCGAAGAGCAAGGUCAAGACCGUCGAGGAGGCUAUUUUAGCGCACCUAGACAUGCAAACCCUCGCGGGAUCCUGCCGCAAAUGUAAAUGCAAACAGAUGCAGAAAGAAUACAUCUCCAAACCGUCCGAAAUGUUCGUCGUUCAGCUCAACCGUAAUGAGGAAGACGGAACGAAGAUCGACAAAGCAAUCGACUUUGAGGGUCACGUCAAAAUCAAGGGAGAAUAUUUUGAUCCACGAAUCGAGUCAGCAUCGAAUCAGAAUAUCACUUAUGAGCUGACCUCGGUGAUCUUGCACUCUGGCUCCAGCGCCGACCAAGGCCACUAUACCAUCAUUGUCAGGGGUCGAACCAACAAAUGGACCUUGAUCGAUGACGAGACGGCAACUCCAAUUUCAAUUUCGACUUUCUGUAGAUUGCCUCAAACUCAGAAGGAUGCCUAUCUAUUCGUAUACACCCGGUGCCCCAGGCAGCCGACUGAGGAGAGAAUGAUCCGACACCAGAAGAUAUACACCGUGGACAGAAUUGAGAAGCGCCUACAACAGAAAGUCACCUCAUUCCCGAAUGAAAAGUUGAAUUGGUCUAGUGUUCAUCGUCGACCUGAGAGCCAGGCCACACCCCAAGGUCGCUUUGGUACAAUGGAUCUCACCUCUAGCCCCUCAGUCCAGUCAAUUUCAAGCAAUACCACUUCAAACAGGUCGAGCUCAAUUCAGACGGCUCCAGUUGCAUUUCGGGGAACAUCAGCAGCAACAGGGCAACCAAUACGCUACGCAAGUCAGUCAACUCCAGGAAACUUGCCUGAGAAAGACCUCAAGGGACCUCCGAUGGCCCAUGAGAAUUUCCAAAUGCCUGCACACUUCGGAGCAAAUUUCCCGGCACCCCAGAACAACAAGAAAGGCUUCCUUAGAGUCCAGUACAUUGACGGGUCAGAACAGCCCCGAGAAGGCUCUCAAAACCACAACCCUCUGGCUAGUCUACCUGCAACACAACUAGCCAAAGUGAAACCAAUCAUCCUCACUCUACACUGCCUCUUCCCCAACGACCUCCUCCCAGCCCUUGACAUCCUAGACCGGAGGCUUGUGCAGCGCCUUGUCCUUGUGCGCACAGAAAACCAAGACCAAGACACGGCAGCAACCAUCCCUGGCCAGGACCAGGACCACGCCACAGUUGCAGAUGGAAACGCGACACAAACCACGGAGGAUCCCCGAAACGGUCAAACUAGUAACCCACCGGAUGCCAUUUUCCUAGUGACAUCCGCAUCAGCAGCCCCACGUCGAAUAGCGGCAGCAGCAACAACAGCAAUACCCGGAGGAGUACCCCCAGGAGGAGGAGGAGGUUCAACGCCAACAGCCACGCAAGACCCAGAAAAGGGCUACGAAGUACGUCUAAAUGCGUGGAACUGCACAUGCCCCACCUUCGCCCUCUCGGCAUUCAAAGAUCUAGAUUCUCGUCAGGGUUCUUCGACUAAUAUCCCCGAAAACCACCCGGAGAUGGAGAAGCUGCUGCAUGACCGGGAUGCGUAUGCAAAUAUACUGCCUGUUGUUUAUCCAUUUGGUGGGACUCUCACCCGUGAUACAGACAAGGGGUCUCCGCCGGCCUGCAAGCAUAUUCUCGCUUGUAUACUGUUUGCUCGGUGUCCGGGUUUGUUUGGUCAAUAUGGGGAUGGCAAACUCGUUUCUCUGGAGGAGAUGGCUGGUUGGUGUGCUGGAUGGGGUGGGUGA